AUGGCUGAGCAGCAGGGCCGGCAGCUUGAGGCUGAGUGCCCUGUCUGCUGGAACCCCUUCAACAACACGUUCCACACCCCCAAAGUGCUGGACUGCUGCCACUCCUUCUGCGUGGAAUGCUUGGCUCACCUCAGCCUGGUGACUCCCUCCCGGCGCCGCCUGCUGUGCCCACUCUGUCGCCAGCCCACAGUGCUGGCCUCAGGGCAGCCCGUCACUGACUUGCCCACGGACACUGCCAUGCUCACCCUGCUCCGCCUGGAGCCCCACCAUGUCAUCCUGGAAGGCCGUCAGCUCUGUCUCAAGGACCAGCCCAAGAGCCGCUACUUCCUACGCCAGCCCCGGGUGUACACACUGGACCUGGGCUCCGAGCCCGGGAGCCAGCCCGGGCCCCAGGACACAGGCCCUACCACUGUGCCUAUGCCCAUCCCUGUCCCCAGCCACUAUUCUCUGAGGGAGUGUUUUCGCAAUCCCCAGUUCCGGAUCUUUGCCUACCUGAUGGCCGUCAUCCUCAGUAUCAGUCUGCUGCUCAUCUUCUCCAUCUUUUGGACAAAGCAGUUCCUUUGGGGUGUGGGGUGA
Otolemur garnettii (small-eared galago) is the source of this 576-nucleotide messenger RNA. It is a transcript of the gene RNF183, whose product is annotated as ring finger protein 183. The transcript has a single exon. Gene Ontology annotation, biological process: protein ubiquitination. Gene Ontology annotation, molecular function: ubiquitin protein ligase activity. Lineage: Eukaryota; Metazoa; Chordata; Mammalia; Primates; Galagidae. The record is from RefSeq and is a predicted model, not a curated record. The coding region runs from base 1 to 576 and encodes 191 amino acids.